Messenger RNA from Podospora pseudocomata, 237 nucleotides. RefSeq lists its product as uncharacterized. The transcript has 2 exons. The record is from RefSeq and is a predicted model, not a curated record. The coding region runs from base 1 to 237 and encodes 78 amino acids. NCBI's taxonomy places the organism in Eukaryota, Fungi, Ascomycota, Sordariomycetes, Sordariales, Podosporaceae.
AUGUGUGAGCUGGCAGCGAUCCUACGGCCAAUAUUUGAAAUUUCUGACGGAAAGCGUGUCGGUCGCCAAGACCACCAAGAACACCAAGAACCCAAGACCUGGAUUGGCUGGCUCCGCGCUCCGAACCCGGUCGAGCAUCAAGCCUCAACAGCCACGACGACUUGGCGGCCAUCGAGAACCAAUGUCAAACCCCAAAGUUUGUCUUUUUUGGCAGCUGUGGCGGGCAACCCCCACUGA